Didymosphaeria variabile is the source of this 2124-nucleotide messenger RNA. RefSeq lists its product as uncharacterized. The coding region runs from base 1 to 2124 and encodes 707 amino acids. Lineage: Eukaryota; Fungi; Ascomycota; Dothideomycetes; Pleosporales; Didymosphaeriaceae. The transcript has a single exon. The record is from RefSeq and is a predicted model, not a curated record.
AUGAGCUCAACGAAUCCGUCGGCAGUCUCCGACGAUCGACAGGAGAGGUUGACAUAUGAACCCUUACAAGGAGCCAGGGAUAUAAGGUUGGUUCGGAUCUUACCUAGGGCCAAUGUCCCCCAUGGCUUCGACCUUGAACUAUCAACUACUUCCUUAGACGAUCCCAUUCCGUACGUUGCGCUGUCAUACACGUGGGAAGCCGCAGAGCUGGAUCCCGAGACAGGAGCAAGUGCACCUCCAUUGGAGUUCGAAGUUGGAUGCCACGAUGGCUACAUCACGGUGACGGAGAACCUAUUCGAUUUCUUUCAGCGCGCCCGACAAACCGUGGAUGCCUCGAAGAUAUACUACUGGAUCGAUCAAAUCUCCAUCAACCAGGCAGACCCCGUGGAGCGGUCGCGCCAAGUCGCGAUGAUGGGCAGCAUCUACAAGGCAUCUGGUAGCGUCCACAUAUGGCUAGGCAAGAACAACCCGUCGCCACAGUUCCUCUGGGUAUAUAAGUCUUUCAUUCCUCUCAUCCUUCGGCUUGACUCCGAACUUAGAGAACAAGGGAUAUCUCUCGACUCAAAUAGCUGGGACUGCAGCACCUCUGAACUGAUAGAAGGUCUCGGCGCCGAAGUAUGCCAGAAGUGGCGAGAAAGUCGUGAAGCGUUCUUCUGGUUCUUUUAUACUCGCCGCUGGUUCCUCCGUGCUUGGAUUCUGCAGGAGGUUACACUCAAAGACCCGAGCCUAGUUCACGCCUCGUGCGGGGAAGAAGAGUUCGAAUGGGAAGUGUUUGACACAUUCACCCGAUUUGUGGAACGAAGCUCGUGGCAUCAUUCCCUACCGUUUCUGUAUGUUACUUGGGCAGAAAAGUUCCUGGGGCCCAUGGUACCACUUUCGAACCUUUUGAAGAGUCGACGCUACAUCGACAUGCAAGUUCGUGGAGGAACUGAGCUUGAGAAUUGGAAAGCCAACUUCGUCUGGGAUAUCGGCCCUCAGGAUGAGCGCCAGAUCUGGUAUUCUAUUUUCCUUCACUUUCUCAGGACCACACGAUUCAUGUCCGCUACGAAUCCAAGAGACCACAUCUACUCUCUGCUCGGUAUGAUGGCAGAAUUCCUUCCGCUGGGCAUGGAGUGCCCCGUUUCCCCGGACUACGAAGCCCCCGUUGUGAGCGUCUUUAAGGACGUCGCUACGCAAAUUUUCAUUAAUACUCCUUCGUUGUAUCUUUUGUCAACGGUAUCGUAUGGGCUUUGCAACGGCGAAAUGUCUAACCCGGGUGAAAGAGUUGGUUGGCCAUCCUGGGUUCCUGACUUUUCGAAUGAGACUGGAUUCGCCCCGAGCCUGUCUACCACCGUAUACAUGGUUAGCAAUGGAGAGAAGCGCUACAAUGCAUCAAAAAUCGAUGUGACAGAGUAUCAGCCCCCAACCGUUCGCGAUGAUAUUCUCACAGUAUAUGGCGCUCAAAUCGGCACCAUUGGGAAGCGCAAUGACCGGCGCCGAGUUGUGAGUGGGUCGGAGAACUUGCCCUUCUUGUGUUUCAUCCUAGAUCUUUGCACCAGAGGAGAGACCAAGUACCCAAACUCAAACCAAACGUGGAUCGAAGCGGUAUGGGGUACAAUCAUGGUAGAUUGCAUACCUGCUAGCUGGGAUACUCCACCACCAGUACUUUUCAGGUCGUGGUUACUUCAACACCUCGUACGUGCCAUAAAGUUCAAGGGCCGGUACGAUGGCGGACCACCCUAUCUUGAGAGCGCUAUGAUAGCAGCGGGCUUGCUUGAACGCAUAUCUAAAGAUCCAUACCUCUCCUCGGUUCUACCAACGUGGGAGGAGGUCACACAUAAAGCAGCUGGUCACGUUGACCAAGAUCAUGUAGAGAAACAUCCAUUUGAGCUGCUCGCUUGCGAAUCAAUCUUAACUAGUCGGUGGUAUCUGACGACCAGUGGGUAUCUUGGAUCUGGUCCAGUCUCCCUCAUCGAGGGUGACGAGGUUUGGUUGCUCAAAGGAGGGAAGAUGCCAUUAAUUCUUCGCAAAGCCACCGAUAAGCAGUAUCUGCUAGUUGGAGAGAGCUAUCUGCAUGGGGCGAUGUAUGGUGAGUUGAUGACUGAGGACCUUAUUAGCCGAAUGGGUCCUGUUGAAAUUAUGUGA